Molecule: messenger RNA, 1425 nt
Organism: Diospyros lotus (date-plum)
Lineage: Eukaryota; Viridiplantae; Streptophyta; Magnoliopsida; Ericales; Ebenaceae
Product: BAG family molecular chaperone regulator 6-like
Exons: 1
Coding region: 1-1425 (474 amino acids)
Biological process (GO): protein folding
Cellular component (GO): plasmodesma
Molecular function (GO): protein-folding chaperone binding
Source: RefSeq, a predicted model, not a curated record
AUGGACAGCCCAUUCUAUGGAAGUUACUGGAACCAACCUUCAGGCCCUGGGUACCGGAACCAGCCGUUGAGGAGGCAGGCGACGAAAUCGGGGGCGUCGCCGAAGGUGGUUUCGAUACCUGUUCGCUUCGUGGAGUCGGAGGCUACACGUUCGGCAUCGGCGUCGAAGAUCCAGAAGGUGUUCAGGGGGUUCAUAGUGAGGAAGAGCGUGAAGAAGAUCGCCUCCAUCAGGCGAGAGGUUGAGGCGGUUGAGCGGACAAUUUCGCAGAGCGACAAUGUGGAGCGGAUCCGUAGGGACGCUAGGGAGCGAUUGAGAGUGAACGAGAUGCUCAUGUCUCUGCUUUUCAAGUUGGAUUCGAUUCGCGGAGUUGAUCCAGGCGUUAGGGAUUACAGAAAGGCGGUGAUCAAGAAGGCGAUAGCGUUACAGGAAAGAGUCGACAACAUUGUUGCCGAAAAUCAAGCUGUGAGCGGCGUUGAAAAUAGGGAUGGUUCUGAGUCUGAGGGUCUCGCUGGAGCUGCAAACGAUUCGGCCGAGUCUCCUGGUAGUAUUUCACAUGAUGGAAACCAAGCCUCAGAAAUUAAGGAUUUGGCAGAGUCUCGAGCCGAUACCGGUAAUCAAACCCUAGAAAUUGAAGGUAAGGCAUCUGGCUUCGAAGAUUACCCGGAUGCUUCGAAUAAUAAUAAUCAAAACUCAGAAACCAAAGAUUUGGUCGAAGUCCAAGCCGGAUCUGCUUCUAUCAAUCAAAGACCAUUGCUUGAAGUUAAUGCAUCUGAUUGCGAAGACCGCUCUAAUGUUUCGAGUAGUAAAGUCUCAGAAAUUAAAGAAACGUCUGGAUGUGACUCCGAUUGUCCAGAGAAACCGUUGUAUUAUCCUGAUGAUCCCGCGCCUCUUUGCGGUGAAUGCGAGGCAACGUCCGAAAAUUAUGAUUGUAGCUCUGUAGACUUGCCUUCUGAAGCAUGUGAAAAAAUGGACGCUAAUAGAGCAGGAGAGGGUUGUGGUGUGAAGAUGGAAGUGGAACCUUGCAUCGUCAAGGAUAUCGUCGAAGAUCAGAAUGCGUCCUUGCCGGUGAGUGAAUCCAUGGAAGAAAGCCUGGAAACAAGCGCGAGGGAAUACUUUGCUGAUCGUCAAGAAGAUUAUGCAGUGGUCGCAGCAGGAGGGAGAGAGGACAACAAGAGGAACCGUGAGGUGCUGCUGGAGAGGAUGAUGGAGGACAACGAGAAGAUGAUGAGUUUGAUGACUCAGUUGUUUGAGAGGAACGAGUUGCAGACCCGGAUGCUGAGUUCGUUGACUCAGAGGGUUGAGCAGCUGGAGAAGGCGUUCAUUUGUGACAGACUGAGGAGGAAGAAGAAGAGGCAUGCGGCAACUGGAACGACUACUGAUGGCUUGGCAUCAAACCCAGAUCAGGAGAAUUGUGGGAAGAGAUAA